GACAAGGCACAAGAAGAGGUCUGGCCUGCAGCAUCCCGGGCAGUGCUCUCCAGACUCUUGCAAUGGCUUCGAAGAAGGCGGUGUCCGGUUUGCUCCUGCUGUACGUGAUGUCAGUGCUGGCAGAACAGGCUGAAGGCUUUGUGCCCUUCUUCACCCAGAGCGACAUCCAGAAAAUGCAGGAAAAGGAGAGAAACAAAGGACAGAAGAAAUCCCUGACACCUCUGCAGCAGCUGGAAGAAGACGACUUCUCUGAGCAACCUGGGGCAGAUGUUGACGGGAUGAAGACUAUCCAGCUAGCUGUUCCUGUCAGAGCUGGGAUGUGGCUCAUACUGAGGCAGCUGGAAAAAUACCAAGGUGUCCUGGAGAAACUGCUCACGGAGGUGUUACAGGACACCCCAAACGCUGACUGAUAUCAGCAGCAUCAGAAGAAAAAGAGAUACAGCUUGGUGAAGCUAAAAGACUCCACUUAUGUACAUGAAAUCUGUAAAAGAGAUUAACAACAAAAUCUGAGGUGAGAUAAUAAAAUGCGCAGUAUAAUUAAA
Gallus gallus (chicken) is the source of this 542-nucleotide messenger RNA. It is a transcript of the gene MLN, whose product is annotated as motilin. The transcript is spliced from 5 exons. Gene Ontology annotation, cellular component: extracellular region. Gene Ontology annotation, molecular function: hormone activity. The record is from RefSeq and is marked validated. Bases 63 to 410 code for a protein of 115 amino acids. Lineage: Eukaryota; Metazoa; Chordata; Aves; Galliformes; Phasianidae.